Molecule: messenger RNA, 153 nt
Organism: Meloidogyne enterolobii
Lineage: Eukaryota; Metazoa; Nematoda; Chromadorea; Rhabditida; Meloidogynidae
Source: the annotation of a GenBank genome assembly
AUGCCCUCAGCAAUACGUAAUACAACAUCACAAUUAGGUGCACGUUCAAGCGGUUCUGACAUUUCUUCAGCUAUGUCUGCUGCUAAAAGAAAACCUCAACGGGGUCCUUUAAUGAUGAAAACUCUAAAAAUGCUCAAAAAACAACGUCGUUAA